Messenger RNA from Penicillium angulare, 693 nucleotides. RefSeq lists its product as uncharacterized. Bases 1 to 693 code for a protein of 230 amino acids. The transcript has a single exon. The record is from RefSeq and is a predicted model, not a curated record. Lineage: Eukaryota; Fungi; Ascomycota; Eurotiomycetes; Eurotiales; Aspergillaceae.
AUGGAGAAUUUCUCUGCACCUUUUAAUCAACCUACUAUGCCCGCAAACAUGGGCCAAUUUUCUCAGCCCACCCCUGCCACGAACACACCCUCCACGGUUGCGCAAACAUUCUCUCAUAACAUGGCUUCCCUCAACGCAAACAACUUGCUCGUCAAUCAGCAACGGGCUCAGAUGAAUUCCUCCCAGCCGGCGCAACCAGGUACCCCAAACCAGGGCCAAAAUCAAACUCCAGGACUACCCCAGGGUCAAAUGCAAGGUCCAUCCCAGGCUCAACUACAAGCGCAGGCGCAGGCAGUAGCACGGGAAAAGGUUCGCAUGACGACGCUUCUCGAGAUCAACUCAACCUUGUUGGAGGAAAUUGGAAAUCUACAAAAGGCGGGUAAAACAGGUUCUGUCUCGAGCGCAGAUGGGGCAACCCCUCCUCAGAAACCAAGCCAGGAGUAUAUUGAUUGCAUGAGACGGCUGCAAGCAAACCUCUCAUAUCUCGCGGCCAUCACAGACAAGCAAAAAAGGCUACCAGCCCCAGCGAUCUUGGCCCCACCUCCAAGCUUACCCGGCCUUAAUGAAUUAUAUCAGAAAUUAAAUGAGCUUUUCCCUCGAUCGGGCCAGGCUCCCACACAGCGCUUUAGUCCCGCGAUGAUGCAGGGUAACGGUGGGCCUAGCCCUUCCCCGAUGCCGGAGCAAGUCGUCUGA